AUGUGGAAUGGCGGGAGUGGGAGAGUUGCCCUCCCACUCCUUCCACUAUUCAUUCUCAUUCACACACGAUUUCAUACAGUUCUCGGUCGAGCGGUGAUCUCCGACGAUAGCCUUGUGCGAACAAAUUUAGAUGAAGAUGAAGAUGAAGAUGAAGAUGAAGAUGAAGAUGAAGAUGAAGAUGAAGAUGAAGAUGAAGAUGAAGAUGAAGAUGAAGAUGAAGAUGAAGAUGAAGAUGAAGAUGAAGAUGAAGAUGAAGAUGAAGAUGAAGAUGAAGAUGAAGAUGAAGAUGAAGAUAAUUUCGAUGGAGUUCACAUGAGCGUUUUCCUUGGGAUCCCUUAUGCAAGACCUCCAGUUGAAUCGAGGAGAUUUGGGAUACCGGAGAAAGUUCCGGCUUGGAGUGGUGAAUUCGAGGCCAAGCACCCGGCGAAGACUUGUUUCUACACAGUCGACAAGAUGUUUCCCGAUUUCCCAGGCGCCGAGAUGUGGAAUCCACCGCCAACGAGUCCCCUGUCGGAGGAUUGUCUCAGCUUGAAUGUCUGGGUGCCGCCGAAGCACGAUGGAUCGGUGUUGGUGUGGAUUUAUGGGGGAGGGUUUUUCUCGGGCUCCCCCAGCCUUGACCUUUACGACGGAUCGGUGCUCGCCGCUAAGUACAACAAAAUUGUCGUCAACAUCAAUUAUCGACUCGGUCCCUUCGGUUUUCUCUACUUGGGCGGUGACUCGGAGAUCCCCGGCAAUAUGGGACUUCUCGAUCAGCAAAUCGCUUUAGAAUGGAUCCAUCAAAAUAUCGGCUCUUUUGGCGGUGAUGCCACCCGGGUGACGCUUUUCGGUGAAAGUGCUGGCGCUGCCUCUGUGACAGCUCAUCUCAUUGCUCCACAAUCGCAUCGAUAUUUCUCGAAAAUCAUUGCCAAGAGUGGAGCUAUCACAAACUCAUGGGCAACGCGAAGCAAGGAAACUUUAUUGGAGACGUCUCUUCAAUUAGCACGAUUGGUUAAUUGCACUGGAUCCACACAGAUUGACAAGAAAGUUGUGGCGAAAUGUUUGCGCAACACGUCGCCAAAGCUUUUACAAGAAGCCGCUGAUCAAAUCACAAAUGACAUCAAUUUGCCAAUGACUUUUGCUUUUUCACCAGUCGAUGAUGAGCCUAAUUUUUUCAAGGGAAAUCUCUGGGAACGGUUGCGGCGUCGGGACUUUAAAAAAGACGUGUCGGUCUUGAUGGGCACUGUGGCAGACGAGGGAACGUAUUGGCUACCGUAUUUUUCCGAGGAUCCGCAAAAUAAAGCAAGAAUUGAUAGAGUGCAAUACAAGAACUCGAUCGACGCCUUUUUGCCAUAUUUCGGGAACUCAGCUCUCGUGCAGCACUCGCUCAUGCACGCCUACAAUGAUGUUUCGCAGAGUGACAAUGAAAU
Molecule: messenger RNA, 1406 nt
Organism: Mesorhabditis belari
Lineage: Eukaryota; Metazoa; Nematoda; Chromadorea; Rhabditida; Rhabditidae
Source: the annotation of a GenBank genome assembly